GGGGCUUACGCUUUACUGGAGUUGGUGCGGAGUGAGCAGGAUCUAUGGACAGAAAUGCACAUCUAUCAGCGCUUUUAUGGAUUGUAUUCUCCUACCUUCGUGGAUUUCCAAAAUAUGAAUUGAUGUCGUCGUUUAAAGUCGAGGAAUUUCGUCUUGAAAUUAAGGCCAGGUAUAUAGCUACGAAGUUGUGAAAUAGUUCCCUUGAAGUUUUUCCUCAGGGCUGCGAAGCGAAUUUCCAGUUUCCUAUUCGACUACUACACCAGCCAUCAUAUGGCGAGGCGAGUAGGGGGAGAAGGAUCCGUGAUUUUAACACGAAUUCCAUCCACGGUUUGGAAUAAGAACUCGAGACUCCACUGGUGUAACUUCAUGGCUGUUUUUUGGAGCUCUGUGGCAGUAUUGUCGCUUCUAUGUUGUGGAUUUUGUGGCGCUGAAACGGAGUUUUCGAUCUUGGAGGAGGCACAAGUUUUAGCCGUACAAAUGAAAAAACUGUCCUCGCAGGAGCUUGGAGUCUUCACCAUGCAGAGAAUCUUCAACUCGUUUGUGUACACAGAGAAGACCUCAAACGGAGAGACGGAAGUACAGCAGCUUGCGAAGAAGAUCCGUGAGAAGUUUAACCGUUACCUGGACGUGGUGAACAGGAACAAGCAGGUGGUGGAGGCAUCCUACACGGCCCACCUGACCUCCCCCCUCACCGCCAUCCAGGACUGCUGCACCAUCCCGCCCUCCAUGAUGGAGUUCGACGGUAACUUCAACACCAACGUGUCCAAGACCAUCUGCUGUGACCGGCUGUCCCCCACCGUCAACAGUCGAGCCUUUAACCCUGGACGGGACCUCAACUCAGUGUUGGCAGAUAACCUGAAGUCCAACCCGGGCAUCAAAUGGCAGUACUUCAGCUCAGAGGAGGGCAUCUUCACUGUGUUCCCCGCCCACAAGUUCCACUGCAAGGGCAACUACGAGCACCGCUGCAGGCCAGUGUACGUGUCGGCGGUGCGGCCCCAAUCGAAGCACAUCGUGGUGAUCAUCGAUCACGGCGUGACCAUUACAGACACACAGCUGCAGAUCGCCAGAGACGCUGCGCUCGUCGUCCUCAGCUCCGUAGACGAACAUGACAAGGUCUCGAUCCUGUCCUCAGCAGAGGCGGUGCGGUCCUGUUCGCUGGACCCGUGCUAUAAGAGCUACCUGUCUCCUGCCACCAGCGAGACCAAGAGGAAGAUGAGCACCUUCGUCAACAACCUCAAGGCUUCCGACAGUCCUACCCUGCACGCACUGGGCUUCCAAAAGGCCUUCCAGCUGCUCCGGAACACCAGCAAUAUCACCCGCCAACUCACCAAUACGGACAUGGUGAUCAUCUACCUGUCGUCUGGCAUCACGUCCCGAGACGCGUCGGAGCACGAGAAGAGGGACACCCUGCGCGUGGUCAAAGAGGAGAACCGUCACCUCAACAACUCAGUCAUGAUCCUCACCUACGCCCUCAUGAACGAGGGCGUGACCGGUCUGAAGGAGCUGGCGUUCCUGCGUGACCUGGCGGAGCAGAACUCGCUGAAGUACGGCGUGCCCGACCGCUCGGCGCUGCCGGUGGUGAAGGGGAGCAUGAUGGUCCUGAACCAGCUCAGUAACCUGGAGACCACCGUGGGACGCUUCUACAUCAACCUGCCCAACCGCAUGAUUGACCUGGCCCGCUUCAGCCUGUCCUACCAGGACGCCAUGGGAGACGGUUUCAUCAUGACGGCGAGCCGGCCAUGUUACUUUGGCAACUUGUUGCUAGGCGUGGUGGGAGUAGACGUGAACCUGGCCUACAUUCUCGAGGACGUCACCUACCACCAGGAUUCCUUGGCCUCCUACACCUUCCUCAUAGACAACAAAGGUUACACCCUGAUGCACCCGUCCCUCACACGGCCCUACCUGAUGACCGAGCCUCCGCUGCACACUGACAUCAUCCACUAUGAAAACAUCCCAGGGUUCCCUGUAGUACGGGACAACAUACUCCGUCUGCCCCUGGGCAGUCAGGUGAUAGCUGUGCCCACCAACUCCUCUCUGUCCUGGCACACCAACCGGCUACGAGACCCCAGCAGGGAGGCCUACAACGUCAGCUACGCAUGGAAACUGGUCCAGGACACAUCGUUCAUUCUGUGCAUAGUGUACGUCCAGCCAGAGAUCCCAGUGAAACACCUGAAGAAUCUGAACACUGCUCCCAGCUCCAAGCUGCUCUAUCACCGCCUGGACCUGCUGGGACAACCCUCCUCCUGUCUGCACUUCAAACAGCUGGCCACCGUCGAGAGCCCUACGGUGAUGCUGUCUGCAGGGAGUUUCUCCUCUCCCUACGAGCACCUCAGUCAGCCAGAGACCAAACGCAUGGUGGAACACUACACAGCCUACCUCAGUGACAACACACGCCUCAUAGCCAACCCUGGCCUGAAGUCGUCGGUCAGGAACGAGGUGAUGGCGACCAGUCACGUCACAGAUGAAUGGAUGACACUCAUGGAGAUGAGUAGCCUCAACUGCUACAUUGUGCGCCGUUACAUAGCAACGCCCAAUGGGGUGCUGCGGAUUUACCCCGGCUCGCUAAUGGACAAAGCCUUCGACCCAACCCGGAGACAAUGGUACCAGCACGCUGUAGCCAACCCAGGCCUCAUCACCUUCACUGGGCCUUACCUGGAUGUGGGCGGGGCGGGCUACGUGGUCACCAUCAGCCACACCAUCCACGCCUCAAGUUCUCAGAUGGCCCCAGGGUAUGCGGUAGCCGUGAUGGGCAUAGACUUCACCCUGCGUUACUUGUACAAGGUUCUGCUGGACCUGCUACCCAUCUGCAACCAGGACAAGGGUAACAAGAUCCGGUGUUUCAUCAUGGAGGACAGGGGUUACCUGGUGGCCCACCCCACCCUCAUCGACCCUAAAGGCCACGCCCCCGCCGAACAGCAGCACAUCACCCACAAGGAACCGCUGGUGGCCAACGACAUCUUGAACCACCCCAACUUUGUCAAGAAGAACCUCUGCAACAGCUUCAGUGACCGCACGGUCCAGCGCUUCUACAAGUUCAACAGCAGUAUCAUUGGCGACCUGACGAACCUGGUCCACGGGAGCCACUGCUCCAAGUACCGCCUGACCCGUAUCCCAGGGACCAACGCUUUCGCGGGCAUCGUCAACGAGACGUGCGACUCGCUGGCUUUCUGUGCCUGCAGCACCGUGGACCGACUCUGUCUCAACUGUCACAGGAUGGAGCAGAAUGAGUGUGAGUGUCCAUGUGAGUGCCCCCUGGAGGUCAAUGAAUGUACUGGCAACCUUAGCUACGCUGAAAACAGGAACCCCAGCUGCGAGGUGCACCAGGAGCCCCUGUCUCUGACGGUGAUGGACUCCAGUCUGCAGGACACCCUGCCCCAGUGUAUCAACACCCGCUGCAGCCAACGCUUCACCAGCAGUGACUGUUUUGGCGUGCUGGACUGUGAGUGGUGCAUGGUGGACAGUGAUGGGAAGACCCACCUGGACAAGCCUUACUGUGCCCUGCAGAAAGAGUGCUUCGGGGGCAUCGUGGGGGCCAAGAGCCCUUACAUGGAUGGCAUGGGGAUGCUGGAUGAAGAGGUAGUGUCUCUGAACAUGAUGAAGAGUGCCCCGGUUGGUCCGGUUGCCGGGGGUAUUAUGGGCUGCAUCAUGGUGCUGGUGUUGGCUGUCUACGCCUACAGACACCAGAUCCACCGACGCUCACAUCAACACAUGUCCCCUCUGGCUGCACAGGAGAUGUCCGUCAGGAUGUCUAACCUGGAUAACGAGAGAGACGAGCGAGACGAGGACAGCCACGAAGACAGGGGGAUCAUCAGCAACACCCGGUUCAUCGCGGCGGUGAUCGAGAGGCACACCCACAGCCCUGAACGCCGGAGGAGGUACUGGGGACGGUCAGGGACGGAGAGUGACCACGGCUACAGCACCAUGAGUCCUCAGGAGGACAGCGAGAACCCUCCCUGCAACAACGACCCCCUGUCGGCCGGCGUGGAUGUGGGCAACCACGACGAUGACCUGGACCUGGACACGCCCCCUCAGACGGCGGCGCUGCUCAGCCACAAGUUCCACCCGUACCGCCACCCGCCUUACCACCACCCGCUCCACACGCACCGCCUGCAGGCGGCCGUCACCGUGCACAGUGUGGACGCAGAGUGCUGAUCCUAAACCUCCAUUCCCCCCCCCCCCAGGCCUGGGCUCUCCUCCACUCCCACCCGGCCCUCUUCCUCGACCUGGCUACGCCUCGCUACAUUGGCGGGGUCCCUGACAUGCUACCACUACCGUCACCUCCAGACUCCACCACCAUGUAGGCUCCCACUGGGCCCAGCCAGGGUGAGGGGAGGUGGGCUGAGAGAGAAUAGGGCAGAUCCCCCCCCCCCGCUGGAAGUUUCCUUAGAAGAUCAUACACUGUAGGAGGAACACUAGCCUGUGUGAGCUCACCUCAGAACAUUGGGGGGGGGGGUGAGAUGCAGCUGCUGGCCUUAUUCUAAAAGGGUCUGAACUUGUUUUAAAAGUGUAAACAAAGGAUCUCCAAUGUUUAAGAAGACAGCGAUAAAAAAGGAAGGAUUAUUUUUCUACUAUUUAUUGAACCGGAUUUGAGAUGGAUCAGAGUAGAGACUGAACGUGUGGCUGGAGCUGAACUGAAAGGACUCUGGUCGCUAAGGUAACCAGAGUGGCUGAUCAUGGACCACAGAGAGCCUCUCCUGCACACUGCCCUCGCUUUCUGUCGAGGCAGUGGUUAUUCACGUUAUCGUUUUGAUUAUUUUCAGUUGAGAAUCAGAAGUCGUUGUGAAGGUAAACUCUUUGCGAUGACUGGACAAGCUGAAUCGAAGACAUUGAGAAACCCACCCACUUGUCUGAACUAGAUGUGUCGUACUCCGAUCACCUGGCCUACCGUCAGUCACUGGGGCUGCUGUAUGACUGAAUAAGGAAGGGGCAUGCAAGGACCCUGGCAGAAUGACUCAGACACAGGAAGUACAGUGCCCAGGCUUUGGUGUCCUGUUAUCUGCCUGAAAAGAAAGGUAUGAUGAGGCUUGGUGGAAUUGGUUGGUCUGUCUUCAGACCUCACACUGGCAUCUGGACCUGGUUGACCAAGCUAUGGCUCUCCCUGUCUCUAUGCCUGAGUGGGACCAAUUAGUGUUGAACAGAGGUGUGUGUGUGUGUGUGUGUGUGUGAGAGAGAGAGCUGUUGUGGGUGCAUCCAUUUUUAUGUUCCUUUUGCGGUCAAUUAAUAAAAAAAACAGUCUUCUGUACACUGCGUGUGCUACAGUCAUGGUGUGUGUGUGUGUGUACACUCUGCGUGUGCUACAGUCAUGGUGUGUGUGUGUGUGUACACUCUGCGUGUGCUACAGUCAUAGUGUGUGUGUGUGUACACUCUGCGUGUGCUACAGUCAUAGUGUGUGUGUGUGUACACUCUGCGUGUGCUACAGUCAUGGUGUGUGUGUGUGUACACUCUGCGUGUGCUACAGUCAUGGUGUGUGUGUGUGUACACUCUGCGUGUGCUACAGUCAUGGUGUGUGUGUGUGUACACUCUGCGUGUGCUACAGUCAUGGUGUGUGUGUACACUCUGCGUGUGCUACAGUCAUGGUGUGUGUGUGUGUACACUCUGCGUGUGCUACAGUCAUGGUGUGUGUGUGUGUGUACACUCUGCGUGUGCUACAGUCAUGGUGUGUGUGUGUGUGUACACUCUGCGUGUGCUACAGUCAUGGUGUGUGUGUGUGUGUGUACACUCUGCGUGUGCUACAGUCAUGGUGUGUGUGUGUGUACACUCUGCGUGUGCUACAGUCAUGGUGUGUGUGUGUGUGUGUGUGUACACUCUGCGUGUGCUACAGUCAUGGUGUGUGUGUGUACACUCUGUGUGUGCUACAGUCAUGGUGUGUGUGUGUGUGUACACUCUGCGUGUGCUACAGUCAUGGUGUGUGUGUGUGUGUACACUCUGCGUGUGCUACAGUCAUGAUGUGUGUGUGUACACUCUGCGUGUGCUACAGUCAUGGUGUGUGUGUGUACACUCUGCGUGUGCUACAGUCAUGGUGUGUGUGUGUGUGUGUGUGUACACUCUGUGUGUGCUACAGUCAUGGUGUGUGUGUGUGUGUGUACACUCUGCGUGUGCUACAGUCAUGGUGUGUGUGUGUGUACACUCUGCGUGUGCUACAGUCAUGGUGUAUGUGUGUGUGCUACAGUCAUGGUGUGUGUGUGUACACUCUGCGUGUGCUACAGUCAUGGUGUAUGUGUGUGUGCUACAGUCAUGGUGUGUGUGUCUGUACACUCUGCGUGUGCUACAGUCAUGGUGUGUGUGUGUGUGCUACAGUCAUGGUGUGUGUGUGUACACUCUGCGUGUGCUACAGUCAUGGUGUAUGUGUGUGUGCUACAGUCAUGGUGUGUGUGUGUGUACACUCUGCGUGUGCUACAGUCAUGGUGUGUGUGUGUGUGCUACAGUCAUGGUGUGUGUGUGUGUGCUACAGUCAUGGUGUGUGUGUGUACACUGCUUGUGCGUGUGUUUGGUCUGAUUGUAGGAAGGUGGUCAGAGCAUUUCCAUUGAAGGCAUAAUUACAUGUUUUAAUUGUUUCCCCCCUAUGACUGUGUGCUAGUCCUCAUGAUAUUAAUUUAGUUUGGGUAAAGAAUGUCUCUUUUUUUUCUGAACAAAUAGUAUGAAGUGUACAUAUGUUAAAAUAAAUAUUACAAAUAGCUAUUGAUGUGUUGUUACACUCCAUAUGUCUAUGCUGAAAAUCAUGUAUGCUCGGAUAUUUGAGUAUAUUUUGCUAUUUUUCAGCACAUGGUAUCGAUCUGACUAUACGCUGCGAUUCCGAUGAUAUUAGGUCUACCUUUCUUUAGGUCCAUAUUGGAUGGAAAACAGACUGCCAUUGUGGUAUUUUACACACUUAAGUUGGAGAGCAAUCGUCUUUAAUUAAAAGCUUCACAUUGUUAUUACACGUAGGGUCCAAAUGUCACGUAAGACAAUAUCAGUUGACAGGAAGAGUUUUCAUUUUAGACUACAUUGGAACUUUCUCCCUGUUUGUUGAGUUGAAUGAGUUCUAGACAGGUUAUGGGUCAAUUUAAUUUCAAUUUAGAAAUGUUUUAAUCCGGGUUACUUCCUGAAAUAGAAUUGACCCCAAUGUCGCUUUAACCCUAAAGCUGACAUUAUGGGAUGUUGUGGUACUCUCCUCUCAAUGUAGUUAAAAUCAGUCAUUUGAUUUAGUCACAAUUAGCAUCUACUGUCCUCUUCUUAACUACCACCACUGAAAUCGUAGCCCUGAACGUUACUCCAAACACGACACCGCUCUGGUGAAUGUGCCCCCUGAUUUUGUCAUGUCAGUGCAUAUUUCCUACUCAGGAUGGUACCAAAGCAUAAGUGGGUUUGAUUAUGGAAAAACAGGAGCUACAUUUACUGAGUAGUGCUGCGAAUAACUGUCUUUCCAGUUGUUUUUAGUUUAGUUUUUAGUUCCGUUGUAGUAAUACCAUUUUUAACAGGAGAGAGCAUUAACAGUAUUUACCAGCUGUUGUAAGCAAGUAUAAUUUUGUUUAUACCGAACGUUAUGAAUUGUAUUCAUGUACUGAAGGAGCUUCAAUGUGUGUGUAUCAUUCCUUUCUUCCAGUGUAACAUAUACAGUUAUAAUAUGGAGAUUUAUUGCAAUGUGAAUGUGAUAAAAAGAAAAGUCAAUUUUAAA
Molecule: messenger RNA, 7654 nt
Organism: Oncorhynchus masou masou (cherry salmon)
Lineage: Eukaryota; Metazoa; Chordata; Actinopteri; Salmoniformes; Salmonidae
Product: VWFA and cache domain-containing protein 1-like
Exons: 26
Coding region: 271-4152 (1293 amino acids)
Cellular component (GO): voltage-gated calcium channel complex
Molecular function (GO): voltage-gated calcium channel activity
Source: RefSeq, a predicted model, not a curated record